UCAAUGAACUGCGCAUGUGCGGACCAACCUCUUGUGUCUUUCCGUUCCGCGCCUGUGAAGUACCCUGCAGCUCCACCACAGCUCCCAACCAUCUCAAGCUCGGCACUCUUCCUCCUGGCGGGGUAUCACGUUUUUGUCCAACCAAAGAUCUGGGCAGAACAGCUUUUCCUCUUGGGACUGCAUGGUCUCUGCGUGACCAGAUGUCUGCUGAGCCAUUUCUCCUCCUCAUGCUCAGCUAUUGUGGACUCGCUGUGCAGCAUAACGCUUUCAUUCCUGCAGCUGGAAACAUCCUUGUAUGACUUCAACACCUGGAUUGCCUUGUUGGUUUGGCUGCCAUGAUGCUUGGUUUACAGGGAAGUACUUCAUCCCCAAAAGUGUUUCGUUGUGUGGCAUGUUCGGCCACCUUCACAGGAUUGGCCUCCUUACUAGUCCAUCAGGCAACGCAUGCAAGUGCACUUCCCAAGGCCCCUACCCCUCCACAACAAGGCAGCAGCCCCCAUGAAAUGCUGUUUUCAAGUACGGACUCAUCCAGUGAGCGCCCGAGUCCAUCCACUCUACUUCCUGAGGGCCCUUUACCUUCUUUUUUUAUUUGUGACUGUGGAGACGAAUUUCAGGACUUUAGUCUAAUGCUUGAGCAUAAGCGAUCACAUGUCUCUCAACUACAGCAAACGCAGCCUCUGGAUAAUAAUGAUACUGCCUCUGGACUGGGUUGUGAUGAAGCUCUGCCGACCCAACAUUCAUCAUUCAGUCCAACUGUAAAUCAGCCAGAUUUGGUCCUUAGAUGUCUCUCUACCUCAGGGACCUCAGCUGCUGAAAUGCUCCCGUUAACACAAAGUCAAGCAGAUGAAAGCUUGGAAGAUGGCAUUGCUAAAGUAAGUCCAACCCAAAGCCAGUGUACAACUCCUCUAGAUGAGAGUGAUGAACAACUUGAGAACAUGUCAGCAGAAUCAGAACAAAUGCUGGAGACAGCAGAGGACAUGCAUUCCCAGGACACAACAAGUCAAAAUAACUUGAGUUUACCCAAAAGUAAUGCCCUUAUGAAGCUUUUAGCAUCAGCAUACAUGAACUGCUCUCCAGCCUCUCAGUCCCAGGAUCAGAAUGAUGACAUGGUGACCCCAAAACAAGAAGUUGUCCAAGUUGACAUAACACCAGGACCAAAAACUGAGGUACCCCCCAUCAAUGAUCUCUCUAUUGCACAGUUAAGGCGUCUGCUUGCAACACCUGGUAUAAAGACAAAAGCUCCAUCCAUAAGCAAAGUUCUCGAAUCUAGCAAAAAGAGGGUUGUCUCUCUGACUAAGACUUUCUCACCUGUUGUGGUUCUUGAAACUCGGCAAAAGCUUAAGGACCCUGGCAGUAACGGCAUAUAUGGCAGGUAUCAAUGCGGCCGCUGCCGUAGGGUCUUUCAAAACUUGGACAAACUGACAGAGCAUCAUUUCUUGCACAAGAAAGAGAGGAUUAAAUGUUGUCGUCGCUGUAAACAGCUGAUCAUUGGGCGUCUGCCUUUACGUGACAAUCACGUGUGCCCUCAUAUGGGGAACAACACUACACAGCUGUCAAGCUCUUUAAAAAACAAGUCACCAUUUGCCCCUAAAAUAGUGCCAUUCCAUAGUCAAAACAAUGCAAGGAAAGUUUUCUUUUGUCCACUGUGCAAGCACAGCUAUGCACGUAGAUGGAACCUAAAAAUGCACAAGUGCUUGGGCCCAAGGUCAUCACCUCCUGGGCCAGCCAAUCCUUCCAUUCAGAAAGUGCUGGCAUUGAGAUCAAACACUAAAACUAAAACAGAUACAGAGGUGAACGCUGGAUCUCAAAGUGUUGCUGUGGGCACUGAAGUUUCUGGUCAUAUCAAGGUAGAAGUGACCUCUCCAGAUUCAGAGCAGUCUGCAGUUUCACAGUUGGCCUGGGUGCAUCCAGCAAAGAGCUUCUCCCCAUUUUACUCCAAAUCUUCCAUGAUGGAACAGAGUAAUAAUGCUGCUUUGAGUGUGAUUUCUCUCCAGCAAGGAGAAGAAAACAGUUGCUGGGAUGCAGCAGCAGGUGAUAAAGAAGACAGCGAUGAAGGGCAGUGGACAAUGCCCUUGGAUGAUGAAUUGGAGGUGCUUAGCUCUGCAGAGAAAGCUGGUAAUGGUGCAGGGGGGACCAAAUCUGUGCCCUCAAGCCUGCGCUAUUUUGUCAGAGAUGGUGUAAAACGUUACCCUUGCACCAGGUGCCAGAAAACCUACAGUCGGCCGUGUACUUUGAGGCGCCAUCUACGACUGUGUGGGUUUAGGCCUCGAGGACUAGGGGCUGUAGCACAAAGCAGCACACUAGGUGCCAUGCCACCAAAUGCCAACAAUAAUAAACCAAUGUUUCCUUGUUUCGUCUGUGGGAGAAUCUUCAAUCGCAAAGAUAACAUGAUGGUCCACAGAAGGAAGUGUCAGUUGCGACGGACAGUGGCAGGGGCUGUGGGUGAAACUGGGCAGCAGAACAUGUCAAUUACUUCAGCAGACUGUGAGACCCAAGUGGAUGAUGGAGGCAACUGGGGUAUCAUGUCACUGCCCUCAGUACUUCCAAGAAGGGUGACUUGUGAGUGUGGUGCUGGAUUUACAUCUCCCAGGCUUCUCCUAGAGCAUUUGCAGAAGCAUGCACAAGAAUCGUACACAUGCCCGACUUGUGGAGAGACCGUAAGUUCCUGGGCUGACUACGAAGUGCAUCUGCAAAUCCAUAUGCAUCCUCAUCAUCAACUGCUUAAAGGAUUACAGCCACAAAGAUCACAACCCCUUUUACUUAGAUUUCAGCAGCCACGGCCUCAGCAGCCGCAGCCCCAGCAGCAGCCAUCGCAGUCAGUUCAUCAGCCUGCACAGAAGCAAUCUGUCAAAGUAGCAACACAGCUUCAAGAUCCAUCAUCAAAACAGCAACGACUUGUGUGUACACGAUGUGGCAACACUUUUGCCACUCGUUGCUCCCUUAGAAGACACCUAACCUGGAAUCGAUGCAAAGGUGCACGGGUUACAAAUCUGCCCUCAAACCCACCCAAAAGCUAUCACUGUUCCCACUGCAACUCUGACUUCCCAAACACAAUCAGUCUUUUAUUUCACCAGAGGAGUGGGGCCUGCAAGCCAGCCAUAAAGCCUGUGCGCUGCCCUGUUUGUCUUCGCUGGUUUGGCACGGUAGAGAGUUUGCAGAAACACCUGCUUACCCACAAACAGUCCGAAUCAUACCGCUGUGAUGUUUGCCAGGGUACAUAUCCAAGCAUGAAAUCACUCAAAAACCACCGCAGGAGGAUCCAUCGCAUCAUGGCUGGAGACAGUAAUAUAAAAACACAAGAACAAUUAGCUUCUUAGGGAUUCUUCAGAUUUUUUAAUGAAAAAAAAUGACCUUUACCUGAGCGUUCAGUAUUUCAGAACAAGGCAGAUUGAUUAUGAUGUGUUAUGUAUUUGCCUUUUGAAAUGUCAUUCUUUUUUCUUUUUUACUCUCCAUAGAUUAUAAGAUGUUGUACAGCCACUUGCUUUUUAUACAGCUCUAAGAGUGUAAUUGUAGCUUGCCAAUGUAAAAAAAGCUUUCAUAUACUGUACAUUUUGGUUUUAUCAACUUAAUCAUUUUAUGACAUAGUCACAUUAGCCUGUAAAAUAGUAUUUGGUAGUCAAACUUUUAUCACAUGAUUGUGAUGUAGCUUGCUGUCUGUUGUGUCAAUAAACUUGAAUGUAAAACAUUUCAA
Molecule: messenger RNA, 3691 nt
Organism: Notolabrus celidotus (New Zealand spotty)
Lineage: Eukaryota; Metazoa; Chordata; Actinopteri; Labriformes; Labridae
Product: zinc finger protein 865
Exons: 2
Coding region: 336-3317 (993 amino acids)
Source: RefSeq, a predicted model, not a curated record